Messenger RNA from Orcinus orca (killer whale), 2907 nucleotides. RefSeq names its product mitogen-activated protein kinase kinase 2 (gene MAP2K2). The record is from RefSeq and is a predicted model, not a curated record. Gene Ontology annotation, biological process: protein phosphorylation. Gene Ontology annotation, molecular function: ATP binding; protein kinase activity. Bases 296 to 1498 code for a protein of 400 amino acids. Lineage: Eukaryota; Metazoa; Chordata; Mammalia; Artiodactyla; Delphinidae. The transcript has 11 exons.
CGAGAGGCCCGCGAUCUCGUAGCUCCCCCUCCCUUCCCUCUGCCUCCCGGGCUCCGGCUGCAGCGUCAGCCUCGGUCCGGCCUCUGUGGCUGCCGUGGCCCCGAUCCCUCGGCUUCAGCCCCUGCGUCCCUUGGCGCCUCUCGGCUCCGAUCCGCAGCGCCGCCCAUCCUCGCCCCACCGGCGCCGGCCUAGGCCGCGGCCGCAGCCCCGCGCUCGCGUCGGCGCCGCCCGCUCCCGGCCCGCCCCCUAUGGGCCCCGGCUAGAGGCGCCGCCGCCGCCGGCCCUCGGAUCCCCGAUGCUGGCCCGGAGGAAGCCGGUGCUGCCGGCGCUCACCAUCAACCCCGCCAUCGCCGAGGGCCCGUCCCCCACCAGCGAGGGCGCCUCCGAAGCAAACUUGGUGGACCUGCAGAAGAAGCUAGAGGAGCUAGAACUUGACGAGCAGCAGAAGAAGCGGCUGGAAGCCUUCCUCACCCAGAAGGCCAAGGUCGGGGAGCUCAAGGACGAUGACUUUGAAAGGAUCUCGGAGCUGGGAGCCGGGAACGGUGGGGUGGUCACCAAGGUCCAGCACAGACCCUCGGGCCUCAUCAUGGCAAGAAAGCUGAUCCACCUGGAGAUCAAGCCAGCCAUCCGGAACCAGAUCAUCCGUGAGCUGCAGGUGCUGCAUGAGUGUAACUCCCCGUACAUCGUGGGCUUCUAUGGGGCCUUCUACAGCGACGGCGAGAUCAGCAUCUGCAUGGAGCACAUGGACGGUGGCUCCCUGGACCAGGUGUUGAAAGAAGCCAAGAGGAUCCCCGAAGAGAUCCUGGGGAAGGUCAGCAUCGCGGUUCUGCGGGGCCUGGCGUAUCUCCGGGAGAAGCACCAGAUCAUGCACCGAGAUGUGAAGCCAUCCAACAUCCUCGUCAACUCCCGAGGGGAGAUCAAGCUGUGCGACUUUGGGGUGAGCGGGCAGCUCAUCGACUCCAUGGCCAACUCCUUCGUGGGCACGCGGUCCUACAUGUCUCCGGAGCGGCUGCAAGGCACUCACUACUCGGUGCAGUCAGACAUCUGGAGCAUGGGCCUGUCCCUGGUGGAGCUGUCCAUUGGAAGGUACCCCAUCCCCCCGCCGGACGCCAAGGAGCUGGAGGCCAUAUUUGGCCGGCCCAUGGUUGACGGCGCGGAAGGAGAGCCUCACAGCAUCUCGCCGCGGCCGAGACCCCCCGGACGCCCCAUCAGCGGUCAUGGGAUGGACAGCCGACCGGCAAUGGCAAUCUUUGAGCUGCUGGACUACAUCGUGAACGAGCCUCCUCCCAAGCUGCCCAACGGCAUCUUCACCCAGGACUUCCAGGAGUUUGUAAAUAAAUGCCUAAUUAAGAACCCAGCAGAGCGAGCAGAUCUGAAGAUGCUCAUGAACCACGCCUUCAUCAAGCGGUCCGAGGUGGAAGAAGUGGAUUUUGCCGGCUGGUUGUGUAAAACGCUGCGGCUGAACCAGCCCAGCACGCCCACGCGCACUGCCGUCUGACGGUCCUGCCACCGACAGACCCGCUCCCCAUCCCACCCCUCCGGCUGCCCCCUCCGUGGGGAUGCGCGCGUGGCCCUUGGGCCCGGGGAGGCCGACACCGCUGUGCUGUCUUCUCAGAACCUGCUUCCUUAGGUUUAAAGAAAAAAACCGAAACAAAACAGGGAAAGAAAAAGCAAACGUGCCGGUUGUGCUUCUUGUGCCUUUUCCUUGGGGUGUCGCCUUGAUCCAGCCCGGGGUGGGCGCCUCUGCGAGGGCGGCCCAACCCCUGAGAGACGGGCAUGGUGUCGGGCACUGGCUUUGCUCCUUUCCGAGGCCCUCAGAGGGACCCCCAGCCGUGGGUGACUUUCACCAGAAGAGAAGGGGGCUGCCCCCUUGGGGUGCGUGUGUGCCCCCAGCCUGGCAUCUGCCCCUUGGAGGUGGCCGUCCCGGCCCGCAAGAGCUAUUGGGCCCAGUGGCUCUCGUGGGGUCCCCGCCCCGGCGGCUCCAGCCUCGGGCCAUGCAGCCUGUCCUCAGCAGUGCGUGACCUGCCCCCUGGGAGGGACCCCCAAGUCCUCUUCUGUGCUUCGGGGAACAGAGACUUCUGACAGCUCGCAGCAGCCUGAGCUGACAUUCGCUUGGCAGAAAGGAAGCCUUGGGUUUCCAAGCUGUCCUGUGGUUGAAGCCCCAGCAGAUCCUGCAAAUAAGGCCCGCUCCCCUAUGCCUGCAGGCCGACAGAUGUGGGCGGGUGGCUCUGUGUCACCUCUGCUCGCCCAGCAAAUCAGAAGUGACCACCCAAGGCACGUCACUGUCUCGGGCCUUGAACCGUUCGACCGCAGCUGAUCGGAAAUGAGAUGGUGGGGGUGAGGCUGUCCUGACUCCUGGUGGCUAUUGGGGUGUCCAGCCAGGCCCCUUGCAGGGGUCUGCAUGAGGUCCGAGGCCCGAGACCCAGCCUUUCCGCCUUCAGGGCUGUACCACCUCCAACGGAGAAGGCCGCCUCUGGGCCAUCGGGCAGUAGGAAGUGGUGGAGGGCAGGGCUGCUUCUAAGGUUUCCCCUCCUGCAGGCUCUCUGAAGAUGAAGCUGUGAGUCUCCCCACAACCCCAAUACUUCCUGAAGGCUUGAAACAGGCCGAUAUUUAUCUGUGAUAAGUCGCAGAGGAAGGGUUCUCGUAGAGCAGCGGUCCUGGGGCAAGCCAGCCCCGCGUUUCUGGAGAAGGUGCAGCUGAAGGUGGGGGAUUGUGGCCCUCUGGGAACUGCUGGGUCCUUUUCUUCCUAGGGAGACCCUUCAAGUCUCCUCUGUUUUUUCCUGUGGUCACCAAAGAGAAGACAAGUUGGUAGCUGUUCCAACCAGCUUUCCAGAUUUCUGCCACCUCGUAGUUGCCCCCAAAGUCUUUCCUGAUUUAGAAAAGAAUAAAAAAGAUAACUAAAAGUGA